Molecule: messenger RNA, 2111 nt
Organism: Medicago truncatula (barrel medic)
Lineage: Eukaryota; Viridiplantae; Streptophyta; Magnoliopsida; Fabales; Fabaceae
Product: patellin-3
Exons: 4
Coding region: 142-1863 (573 amino acids)
Molecular function (GO): lipid binding
Source: RefSeq, a predicted model, not a curated record
GAAACAACCCCUCUAUCCCCAUCACACUACACCACUCUCCAUCAUUCUCCUUCAUUCUCACACUUUCUUCAUUUAAAUUUUUUGGUGAGACCAAAAUAAUUUUCACUGUUAUUGUACUAUUAGUCUUAAUCAAGAUCAACUAUGGCAGAGGAAUCUCCAAAGAUAGCCACAACUCAAGAGACAGUGCCUCUUGCUGAGGAGCAAGUGGUGGUCACUCAAAAAACAGAAUCCCCUGUUCCAGCUGACAAAGAAUCUGAUCAGCCCAAGCCCAACCCAGAGCCCGUUGAAAACAACACUACUGAGACGGAGGAGGUAUCAAAGCCCAGUGGUGAUGACAAAAUUCCAGAGUCUGGUUCUUUCAAAGAAGAGAGUACUAUUGUUGGUGAGCUACCUGAAGCUGAGAAGAAAGCACUUGCAGAGCUGAAACAGCUUAUUCAAGAAGCACUUAACAAACAUGAAUUCUCUGCACCAGCUUCAACUACUCCAAGCCCAGUUAAAGAACAAAAGCCCGAGCCCACACCAGAAGCACCUGCUGAAGAGACCAACAAGAAAGAUGAGCAGGUUUCUGAAACAGAAUCUGUUGUUGCUGUUACUACUGCAGAUGAUGACGUAUCAACAACACCACCACCACCACCAACUGAAGCUGAAGCUGAAGCUGAACAACCAAAAGAAGAAGUAGAAAAGAAAGAAACAGAGGUUGCUGCUUCUUCUGUAGAUGAAGAUGGAGCGAAAACAGUUGAAGCAAUUGAAGAAUCUGUUGUAGCUGUAGCUUCAUCAGUUCCAGAGGAACCAAAGGUGGUGGAAGCUUCUUCACCGGAACAACAACAACCAGAAGAGGUUUCAAUAUGGGGGAUACCACUCCUCGCAGACGAUAGAACCGACGUGAUUCUGUUGAAGUUUCUCCGAGCCAGAGACUUCAAAGUGAAAGAAGCAUUCACAAUGAUCAAGAACACUAUCCGUUGGAGAAAAGAGUUCAAAAUCGAAGAGUUGUUAUUAGAUGAAAACUUAGGUGAUGAAUAUUUAGAGAAAACUGUUUACAUGCAUGGCUAUGAUAAAGAAGGACACCCUGUUUGUUAUAAUAUUUAUGGAGAGUUUGAUAACAAGGAGGUUUAUAAGAAAACAUUUUCAGAUGAAGAGAAGAGAGAAAGAUUCUUGAAAUGGAGAAUUCUGGUCUUGGAGAAGAGUAUAAGGAAAUUGGAUUUUACCCCUGGUGGUAUAUGCACCAUUGUUCAGGUUAAUGAUCUUAAGAAUUCUCCUGGACCUACCAAAUGGGAGCUUAGACAAGCUACCAAACAAGCCCUUCAAUUGCUUCAAGAUAAUUAUCCUGAAUUUGUAGCCAAACAGGUGUUUAUCAAUGUGCCAUGGUGGUACUUAGCUGUGAACAGAAUGAUAAGUCCUUUUCUUACACAAAGAACAAAAAGCAAGUUUGUUUUUGCUGGGCCUUCCAAAUCAGCUGAAACUCUUCUAAGUUACAUAGCUCCGGAGCAACUUUCAGUCAAAUAUGGUGGACUAAGCAAAGAUGGUGAAUUUGGAAUUACUGAUGCUGUUACAGAAAUUACAGUGAGGCCUGCGGCAAAACACAUCGUGGAAUUUCCAGUUACUGAGAACUGUUUACUCUCUUGGGAGCUAAGAGUAAUUGGGUGGGACAUAAGCUAUGGUGCAGAGUUUGUACCAAGUUCAGAAGGAAGCUACACUGUGAUAAUCCAGAAGACUAGAAAAAUUGCUUCAUCAGAAGAACCAGUGCUUUGUAACAACUACAAAAUUGGUGAACCUGGGAAAGUUGUUCUCACCAUUGACAAUUCAAGCUCUAAGAAGAAGAAGCUCUUGUACCGCUUGAAGACCAAGCCUUCAACUUCUGAUUAAGAAAGUUUCAACGUUAAUCAUUAUCUUGUGUUGGAGCAGAUAUAAUUAUAUAUUCUUUUUGCUGUAUUAUUUUGGUUAUUACUAUUGAGGGGAUCUUUUGUUUUUUGAAUUCUUAUAUUGAUAUAUGCAGAGGACUUAUUGGUCUAUUUUAUUGUAUAAAUUUCUUGUAAAUUUCGGUGGGUCCUAAUUUGAUCUAUAUGCUUGUUGUUUUGUCUAUAUUCAUGUCUAAAUAUAUGUUUGAACUGUCA